AGUGCAGUAAGUUUUCGGUUGUUUUACUGGAAGGUAGCUAGACGGAGGCAACUAAUUUAAGAAAAAGAUGAAGGAUCUCGUAAAGAUAGCGCUGGUGCUAUCACUAAUAUAUUCAGUUUUUGGACAAAGCUGUGUUCCCGAAAAAGACAGGAUCGAUUGCUACCCAUUCGAUGGCGUAACAGAAAGUGCUUGUGUUGAAAAGGGAUGCAUUUAUUGCAGUUCAACCACGGCGCCAUCAUGCCACCUUCCACAAAAUUACGGCUAUAUUAGCGAUGGACAAAUUUUGCAAAUUCCUGGUGGAUACAGAGUCAAUUUACGACGAGCCACAAAUAUUUCUUACGUAGGCGGUGACGCUGACGAGAUAUCGAUUUUCUUCUACACCGAAUACAAUGAACGACUCAGAAUUAAGGUUACAGAUAACACCGAUCGCUUUGAAGUACCAUUGGACAUAAAUCCUCCAUUCAGCACAGUAUCUGGCGAUCCACUUUACAGACUCGAAUAUUCAAACGAUCCGGUUUUCUCGUUCAAAGUAAUUCGUGUAUCUAGUGGUGUUGCCGUAUUCGACACAUCUCUUGGAGGACUAACGUUCGCCGACCAAUUCAUACAAAUUGUUAAUAAGGUUCCUUCUACUAAUGGUUAUGGCAUAGGUGAAAAUGAACAACUCACAUACAGACAUGAUUUCAGUAAAUGGCAGGUCUUUGGUUUAUAUACGAGAGAUAAUACACCUGAAGGCAAUACUAACAUUUACGGUGCACAUCCGACGUACACCAUGGUCGAAAACGAUGGAAAUACACACACUGUACUAUUUCUGAACAGCAAUGCUCAAGAGUUCAUUUUGACUCCGGCUCCUUCCUACACCUACAGAACUAUCGGAGGGUUGCUUGACAUUUACAUUUUUAUGGGACCCACACCCGAACAAGCAGUUGCACAAUAUCAUCAAGCCAUUGGACCACAGCCCAUUCCUGCUUAUUGGUCGUUGGGCUUUAAUCUUUGUCGUUGGAGUUAUAAUUCAGUUGCGAAUAUGAGAGCCACCAUAGACAGACUUGCAGCUGCAGGCAUUCCACAGGAUGUACAAUUUGGCGAUUUGGAUGUAAUGUACGACUGGCUUACUUUCACCUACGACGAAAACAACACUUACAACAGCUACUCAGACUUGCCUGCAUUUAUCCGCGAGUUGAAAGCAAGAGGAAUCCAUUUCAUUCAGAGUGUGAAUGCUCAGAUAUCUUCCGAAGAGAGAAGAUUACCUUCCUAUGAUCCGUUACGACUCGGAAAUGAAAUGGAUGUUUGGGUCAAACGUACGGAUGGAACUAUAUCUACUGGUACUCUUUGGCCAGGCGGUGAAGGAAGUGGAUGGACGAAGCAAGCUGGUCCAGGUUACGGAGGUCCCGUAUAUUUCGCUGACUUCUCGCGUCCUUCAACCAUAGAUUGGUGGUAUACACUUUGUAGAAAUUACAGAGAACAACUGGAAUGGGAUGGUCUUUGGCUGGAUAUGAACGAACCUGCUAGCUGGGUCGAUGGGGAUGUAAAUGGUUGUGCAGAUACAUUAAUAAAUCGACCUCCAUACACGCCAGGUAUUAGAAAUAACAUUUCGGACUUGACAAUAUGUCCGGAUCAUGUUCAAGACUAUGGAAAACUCUACGAUACUCACAGUCUGUAUGGUUGGAGCGAAGCUCGUGGCUCAUUUGAGGCCAUUCAGCGUAUCUUCGGAACAAAUCGUACUUUCCAACUCUCUCGAUCAACCUAUCCCGGAUCUGGGCGAUGGGCGGCACAUUGGUUGGGUGACAAUUUUUCAACAUGGAGCAAUUAUGGAGCUUCGUUGAUUGGUAUCAUGGGAUUCAAUCUGUUUGGUAUACCACAAUCUGGUGUCGAUAUCUGCGGAUUCUAUGGACGUCCCUCUGAGGAAUUAUGUACCAGAUGGUUGCAGGCGGGUGCUUUCUUCCCUUACUCUCGUAACCACAAUGUACGAUCGGAAUCCAGCCAAGAUCAAGAUCCAGGAAUUUGGUCAGAAUGGUCACGAAACUCUACACGAGAUGCCUUAAUGAUCCGGUACACAUUACUGCCUUACAUGUACCACCUAUUCUACAUCCAUCGAGUAAACGGAGGAACAGUAAUGCGUGGCCUUUGGCACGAGUUCCCGUCUGAUUAUAAUGCACUUAGAUGCGAUACACAAUUCUUAAUUGGACCAGCGUUCCUAGUAAAUCCCGUUAUGAUAGAAGGAGAUACAUUUGUCAACGCUUACUUCCCCAAAGCAAGAUGGUAUGCCUACCGUACCGGUGAAGAGCAAUCAUCUGGUCACGUUUAUCUAAAUGCCCCGAUCGACUUUAUCAAUUUGCACGUUCGCGGAGGAUAUGUACUUCCAACACAGGAACCUGCUUUAAAUACCAUGCUAUCGCGUAAGAAUCCAUUUGGGCUGAUUGUGGCUUUGGACGAGACAUUUGCAGCUAAGGGAGACAUGUACUAUGACGAUGGCAUCACUCAAGAGGUUCAACAAACGGGCGUCUUCUUCUUAUCGACCAUUACCUACAGUGACGGCAUACUAAAGCAAACGGUGAUCAAUAACCGUUAUGCGGAUAUAUCAACGCUGAACUUGGAAACCAUCCGCAUAUUUGGUGCUCCUGGCACAAUUAAUAAUAUUUUGGUGAAUGGUGUCGCUCAUACCGAUUACGAAAUUCUGGAUAGCAAUGAGAUUCAAGUGAAGAAUUUGAAAAUUCCGGUCAAUACCGAGUACACCGUUACAUUUACAUAUUCGAAUAGCAGUAGCCGCGCCCAUUCGCAGUUCGGAUAUAAUUUCGUUUUUUAUGUUUCGAUCUUGUAUGCUCUGAUCCGAUUUGUAAUGUAACUGUGAGUUGUGCGAAUUAAAUAAGAAUUUUAGGAAAAGUUU
Messenger RNA from Bradysia coprophila, 2881 nucleotides. Its product is annotated as sucrase-isomaltase, intestinal-like. Gene Ontology annotation, biological process: carbohydrate metabolic process. Gene Ontology annotation, molecular function: alpha-1,4-glucosidase activity; carbohydrate binding. NCBI's taxonomy places the organism in Eukaryota, Metazoa, Arthropoda, Insecta, Diptera, Sciaridae. The record is from RefSeq and is a predicted model, not a curated record.